Messenger RNA from Daucus carota subsp. sativus, 1050 nucleotides. Its product is annotated as endonuclease 2. The record is from RefSeq and is a predicted model, not a curated record. The transcript has 9 exons. Lineage: Eukaryota; Viridiplantae; Streptophyta; Magnoliopsida; Apiales; Apiaceae. The coding region runs from base 46 to 909 and encodes 287 amino acids. Gene Ontology annotation, biological process: DNA catabolic process. Gene Ontology annotation, molecular function: endonuclease activity; nucleic acid binding.
AUAUAAGUGCAUCCCUCAAGUCAAAAGUGUGUAACAAACUACAUCAUGGGGUUCUGCAGAGGAGCUUAUGUUUUAGCUCUCAUCUCAUUCUUGUUCCUCCUCCCUGUGAUCCAUGGUUGGGGAGUUGAUGGACAUCUCACAGUUUGCAGGAUUGCUCAGGCACGUUUAACUGAAACUGCAGCAGCUGCAGUUAAGAAACUACUACCGGUUUCAGCUGAGGGCGAUCUGGGUAGUGAAUGUUCAUGGGCAGACCACGUGAAAUUCCGGUAUCACUGGUCAUCCGCUCUGCAUUAUAUCGACACGCCUGACAAUCUCUGCUCUUAUCAAUACACCAGGGACUGCAAAGAUGAAGAAGGCGUGAGCGGAAGGUGUGUAGCAGGGGCAAUCAACAAUUACACCAACCAGCUACUCACUUACAGCAAUGCUGCUGCUUCUCAGUACAAUCUAACGGAAGCUCUUCUCUUUCUCUCUCACUUCAUCGGAGAUAUUCAUCAGCCGCUUCAUGUAGGAUUUACUUCGGACAGGGGAGGAAACACAAUUGACGUUCACUGGUACACAAGGAAAACAGUGCUUCAUCAUGUUUGGGAUGACAGUAUAAUUGAUACAGCAGAAGAGAGGUUCUACGAUUCUGCUGUAGAAAGUUUAAUAGAUGCCAUUCAGAAGAAUAUAACGGGUGGAUGGAAAGACCAAGUCUCAACAUGGGAGAAUUGUGGCGGUAAUAAGCCAACUUGCCCAGACAUAUAUGCUACUGAGGGCAUUAAAGCAGCUUGUGAUUGGGCAUACAAAGGUGUCAGUGAAGGUUCGGUACUAGAAGAUGACUACUUCCUUUCACGUUUACCAAUUGUCAAUUGGCGAUUAGCUCAAGGUGGAGUUCGACUGGCAGCCACACUAAACAGAAUAUUUGGAUGAGAGUAGAUUUUAUUAGUCAGUAAAGCAACUAAAAAGAGUUCUAUCUAUGGAACCUAAAGCUUCAGUCAUGGCGCUAUCUGCUUUUUUCUCAUAUCUGUACUGUGGUAAAACUUUAUAUUAAACAAUAUAGUUGAUUCAAAA